Messenger RNA from Populus trichocarpa (black cottonwood), 1195 nucleotides. RefSeq lists its product as uncharacterized. The record is from RefSeq and is a predicted model, not a curated record. The coding region runs from base 175 to 903 and encodes 242 amino acids. Lineage: Eukaryota; Viridiplantae; Streptophyta; Magnoliopsida; Malpighiales; Salicaceae. Gene Ontology annotation, biological process: lipid metabolic process. The transcript has 7 exons.
AUAAGUCAUUGGAUUAAAACAGGGCCAGCAAGCAACCCAACUAUAAUUCGUCUAUUUGGCUGAUCAGACACUCUAAUCCGAAGAGGAACUGCUACCUCUCUCUCUCUCUCUCUCUGUUUUCAAUUCCAUCGAUCAAAAUCCUCUUACCGCCGGCGAAAUUCCGAUUAGGUUAUUAUGGACAUGAGAAUAGGGCUGUUAUUUCUUCUCACUCUAAGUGCUGCUGGGUCCACUGCUGCUAGACAAAUGGCAGCCACUGAGAUUUUCAGGACAACCACAGGAACCUAUGAUAUAUCAGCUAUAAAAAUGAAAAACCAGGAGCAAGAAACAGAUAUUCAAACUUCAAACAAUGUUACCAGGAAAGAUGAGGUGUGCACAUUGUGUGAGGAGUUUGCUGCCCAGGCACUUGAUUACAUGGCUGAAAACAAAACCCAGACUGAAAUUCUUGAAAUCCUUCACAAAACCUGUUCUCGGUUGACUACUUUCAAGCAAGAGUGCAUCACUUUGGUGGACUACUAUUCUUCUAUUUUCUUCUCAUAUGUUUCCUCUGUGCAAUCUGAUGAUUUCUGUCGCAAAUACAAUCUCUGUCAUGAAAUGGAAAUCUUCUCUGCAAAACACCAAGAGGAUAGCUGUAGCAUUUGUCAACAUGCUAUUUCAGAAGUAUUAGUCAAGUUGAAAGAUCCUGACACACAGCUGGAAAUAAUCGAUUUACUUUUGAAGGCAUGCAACUCCAUGGAGAAUUAUGCUAAAAAGUGCAAAAGGAUGGUUUUUGAGUAUGGCCCCCUGAUUCUUAUCAAUGCAGAGCAGUUUCUGGAAACAAAAGAUGUAUGCACACUGUUACAUGCCUGCAAAGUGCCAAAAGACAGUGGUGAGCAAGCAUCGACAAUGCUGACGGCUGAUUCAUAAUCAUGAUGCGAAAGAUCAAUUGGAAAGAAAAUGCUCAUGUUGCAGAUCUUGCAGGUUGCUGAUGAACAAAAACAAAAAAGAGAAAACUUACACAGGCUUUAUUACAUGACACUGGUGGCUUACUCCAUUUAGUUGCUUCUCGUCCUUGCCCUGUCCUCAAAUUUAGUUUGUGGUAACAACCUCCUCACCUCGGUUAAAUGUGUUGAUUCCUAUAUAUUAAAUUUGCUAAACCUUGUGGUCUAUAAGUUUUGCUAAACGUGUUUUAUAUACCAAGAAGGCAGCGGUUUUUUUU